Molecule: messenger RNA, 862 nt
Organism: Setaria italica (foxtail millet)
Lineage: Eukaryota; Viridiplantae; Streptophyta; Magnoliopsida; Poales; Poaceae
Exons: 4
Coding region: 115-681 (188 amino acids)
Source: RefSeq, a predicted model, not a curated record
GAGCAGCAGCGCACACCCUGCGUCGCGGAGGUCUUAAGACUUCACCAGUUGCGGCGGCGCCGGCGCGGCCGCAGUCUCUCCGACGGGGAGGUCCUCGGGCACGAGAGGAGGGAGAUGUCGUACAUGCGCGGUGACCUGCUGACCAAGACGCGGAAGCUGGUGAAGGGUCUCGCCAAGCCCGCCCCAAAAUGGCUCAAGGCCAUGGAAGAGGCACCUCCAGUGACAUUUCCUCGUGUUGAUGGAAAGGUCAAGAAGAUUGAGUUGCCAGAGGAUGUGUACGUAAAGAAGUUCUUCAAGAAGCAUCCAGAUUCGCUCUACCACGAUGCAAUCAAGAUAAGUGGAUUUGAUCCACCACCAGCACGAGUUUUUGCUUGGCGUGUCUUGGAGUUGAAAGAACAAGGAGUCAGUGAAGAUUAUGCGAUGGCUGUAGCAGAUUUUGAGUAUCGCAAAGAAAAGAAAGCAAAGAAGAAAGCAUACAAGGAACUGAAAGAAAUCGCCCGCAGUGAAGGAAAGGAGCCACCGCCAAACCCAUACCCAAGUGCCAUAAAAGAAAUACAAGCAGAGGAAAAGAAGUAUGUUAUGGACCGUUUCUAUAACCCAAAGGUAAUUGAGAUUGCGAAUAAGAUGAAAGAGGAGAGAGAGAUGUUUCUUCGAGAUAGAGCGGCAUCAGGUCAGUGGUAGUCGCAUGUAUUAGUUGGACUGGUUUACAUGGUAUUAUUGUUAUGACAUCAGCCAACCAUCAUAAAAAAUAAUGGAUGUGUAGUUGACAUUGAUAUGACAAACAGGAAAAUCAUUGUUUUUAUAUGUAUCUUGAGAUGGUUGAUGUGCUUGGAAAUGCAAUAUUUGUCCAUAUUUCCUUCUU